AUUUUUUCCUUUCACACAACUACUGAAAAUUAAUAAUUCUUCUUAAUGGAAAAACCACCAAGACCUUUUAAAAAGAAAUCAAACAAAAAGAGACAUCAUCCAAUGUCUAUACAUCCUUAUUUGGAAUGUAUUCAAAAUGAAAUAAAAAAUUUACAAGACGAACUGAAUAACUUGGAAGAACAACAAAAGACAAGGGAAUUGAGUUUAGAAGAACAAUCAAAUAAACAAAUAGCAAAAGCUUGUCUUGAAAGAUACAAAUUAACUUUAACUAAAUUUACGGAUUCAUCAAUGAAAAGUAGAGUAACAUCCUAUACAGACACUAGAGAAAAAGACUUUAAACAAAAUAAUGAACAACAAAUCCUUUCCUUAUUACAAUUCUUUUAUUUUGUGCGUUUGGGACAAUUGGGUUUGUUCGAGAUGAUGGUCAAUCAUGUCACAGCACUAAAGAAGGAUUCAUCGUCACCAACUCAUGAUGACUAUUUAAAGGCUAUUACUGAUUUGUGUGAUCAAUUAGUAGGUGCUUCUGUUUAUCUAAAGACAGAUCCUUCUGCACACAUUCGAACAACAAAACGACAGCAAGUAUUUUCUUUAUUAAAGAAAUUAGAUUUAGGCCUUGAUGAACUCAUUCCAGAUCAGGAGAAAAUUACUUUUAAAGACAUAAAAAAUUUAAUUCAACAUGUGUGGGAUAAUACAGUGCCCGAAGAAGAUGUCAAUGAGAAUGCUCAAUUGGAUACCCUUCCUAUUCACCAGAACAAUAACAAACAAGAAGGGGAAGAGCAAGAGUUGUUAAGAAACAAUGAACCUGAAAAUCAAAAGACGGAAGAAAAUGAGCAAUUACCUACACAGACUAAACAGAAAAAGCAAAAGAAAAAAUCAAGUAACAAAAAUAACAUGGCUAUUAGCAGUGAGGAACAGGGGCCAGAUGAGAAUGUAUCAGUAGCUACUAAACCUGAAGAUUCUUGGGGAGAAGUCAUACCUGAAACAGCUGAUAGAUUAAAUGAGCAUUUAGGUUGGAAUAAAGUAAUUGAUAAUACGAUAAAAGGUGAUAGUUGGAAUACUGCAGAUAAUUCAGUCAAAACAGAAGAAGCAUUAGAAUCAACAAAGAAUGAUAAUUGGGCAUCUAAUAAACCAUUAGAAGAAGAAAACGAGAAUAAAACAGAAAAGAGUUCAAAAGAAAUACGUAAUGAAGACUCUCUUACGCAAAAAGAAUUACAUAAAGAAGAUUCUACUACUACAGAAAAUGAAAUAAAACAAGAAGAAUCUGCUCGUCCUCCAAAAAUUGAUUCAACACAAGAAGAAUGUAAUAUAGAAGAAAAACUUGAUUCAGAUAAAGAAUCAAAGCAAGCUAAUGUUGAACAACCUAUGUCAUCAUCCCCUUCAGUAACUACAGAUGAAGAUAAAAAGGAAGAAGAAGAAAAUGCAUCUUCUGAUGCUCAGGAUAUGAAAAGAAUAAAUCCAUCAGAUGCAAGUGGUAAUUGGAGACGUAGAGAGAGUAAUACCAGUCCUUCAUACCUUGGAAGGAGUGGAAAAGGAGGUCGAGGUCAUUAUAAUGGAGAUAAUACAUCACGUGGUCGAGGUCGUGGACAUGGUAGUCGAUUUAGAGGUAGAAGAGGAAAUGGCAACAGUACUAUACGUGGUAGGGGGCGUAGUAGCAAUAUAACUACAAAUGGUAGAGGCUUUGGACGUGACCAAAGAAGUAGUAAUGAUGAAUAA
Molecule: messenger RNA, 1713 nt
Organism: Cokeromyces recurvatus
Lineage: Eukaryota; Fungi; Mucoromycota; Mucoromycetes; Mucorales; Mucoraceae
Exons: 4
Coding region: 46-1713 (555 amino acids)
Source: RefSeq, a predicted model, not a curated record